This is a messenger RNA of Cyprinodon variegatus (sheepshead minnow), 708 nucleotides long. Its product is annotated as tumor necrosis factor receptor superfamily member 6-like. The transcript has 5 exons. Bases 115 to 708 code for a protein of 197 amino acids. Gene Ontology annotation, molecular function: protein binding. The record is from RefSeq and is a predicted model, not a curated record. Gene Ontology annotation, cellular component: external side of plasma membrane. NCBI's taxonomy places the organism in Eukaryota, Metazoa, Chordata, Actinopteri, Cyprinodontiformes, Cyprinodontidae. Gene Ontology annotation, biological process: positive regulation of T cell migration; positive regulation of cytokine production involved in immune response; defense response to Gram-negative bacterium.
GUAACAGCUCGUUUUUCGGGUUGAUCAUCGUAGGUGAGUCUGACCGUUUGGGUCUGAGUUUACAUUUUAAACUGAUCUCACGAUGAUAAGGGUGACUCACUGCUCCCCUUCCCCAUGUGUUCCCAUCCAUGUGUUUACAGUUGGUUUCGUUCUGGUGGGUUCAGGUUCCACCUGCAGGCCCAGAGAAUACACAACCAGGGACGGACAAUGCUGUCCGAUGUGUCAAGAAGCUGCAGCAUUUUUUCCAAUGAGAUGAUUUCAGUGUCACUGCAGAGUCCCUGCAGCUAUGAUGUCUACCAUAGACAUAGCGGAAAAGUGGUAGGCAAAGACUGCACGGCUGGGUCAGGAACACGAUGCAUUCCCUGUGAGACUGGAACCUACAUGAACAAACCCAACGGCCUGAACAGUUGUUUCUCCUGCUCCUCCUGUGAUUCAGGCUCUGGACUCUCUAUCAAGCAGAACUGCACGUCUAAAUCAGACACAGUCUGUGAUGUUUUACACGGAUAUUUCUGUAAAAGCUGGACAGACAGUUCAGGAUGCAGCACAGCAGCGAAACAUUCAGCCUGUAAACCUGGACAGAGAAUAAAACAUCCUGAUGCUCUGAACGCCAAACUAAGGUCCAAGAAGGAAGCUCAACGAGUGACGUUGUCUGCAGUAAUGGAUCAAAGCGACACAGACAUACUUUGCGUGCCCCUUUUCUUGGCCUAG